Molecule: messenger RNA, 786 nt
Organism: Colletotrichum scovillei
Lineage: Eukaryota; Fungi; Ascomycota; Sordariomycetes; Glomerellales; Glomerellaceae
Product: ribosomal protein S12
Exons: 2
Coding region: 109-648 (179 amino acids)
Biological process (GO): translation
Cellular component (GO): ribosome; small ribosomal subunit
Molecular function (GO): structural constituent of ribosome
Source: RefSeq, a predicted model, not a curated record
CAGCUCCAGGGAUUCGAAUGCACACCUAGGUGCCCAGUCGCGACGAUAGCUUCCAGAUCGUGACGACAGCAAUUGGACGCCGAAUACACUCGACACCAAUUGCCCGACAUGGCCAGCACACUCCUCAGAUCCCUCUUCGCCCCGGCGAUGAGGCCAGCGGCUUUCCCUCGCGCCGCAUCCAUCCUCACACCGACAGCGACCACCAUCACCACCCCCCUGAUCCGAUCCUUCUCCUCGACGCCCGUACAAAAUGCCACCAUCAUGCAGGUCCUGAGAGGCUGCCACAAGAAGGGCAAGCGCGCCCGUCACGCCGUCUCCCCCGCCCUGUCCGAGAUCAACGCUCCCGCCCUCAAGGGCGUCUGCCUCAAGGUCGGCAUCACCCGCCCCAAGAAGCCCAACUCUGGCCAGCGCAAGACCGCUCGUGUGCGCCUCUCCAACGGCCGCCACGUCACCGCCUACGUCCCCGGCGAAGGCCACAACAUCCAGCAGCACAGCGUCGUCCUCGUCCGCGGCGGCCGCAGUCAGGAUUGUCCUGGUGUGCGGUACCAUCUCGUCCGUGGCGCGCUCGAUCUCGGAGGUGUGGCCAACCGUGCUACUUCCCGGUCCAAGUAUGGUACGAUGAAGCCCAAGAAGGCUACUGUUUCUUAAAGUUGGAGGUCUUCAGUUUGGAGGAUGAUAUGAGUGGAAGACGCUUGGAUAGGCGCUGUGGAAGGGAUUCAGAGCGGACGGGCAUUUCCUGCCUUGUUGCGGUGUACGACUACUAGACACCAUGAGACAUAUCAAGAC